CUUCCUCCCAUCGGCCUCGGCUUGCGGGCCUUUCAAACAUGGAGGAGCGCGAGUGGGGGGCGAGGUCGGCUCGCGCCGCCAGCCCCGCCAGCCCGCCCAGCCCGCGGCUGGACGUCAGCUCCGACAGCUUCGACCCGCUGCUGGCCCUGUACGCGCCGUGCCUGCCGCCCAUCCCCUACCCCAACGCGCCCUGUUUCAACAACGUGGCGGAGUACGAGAGCUUCCUGCGGGGCAGCGGGCGCGGCGGGCGCGGCCGGGCGCGGGGCGCGGGAACCCCGGACCCCGAGCGUAUCCAACGCCUGCGCCGCCUCAUGGUGACCAAGGAGGACGCGGACGGCACGGCCGGGGCACGACGCCAGGGCCCGGGGCGCAGCAGGAAGGCGCCGCGCAACGUGCUCACGCGGAUGCCCUUGCACGAAGGCAGCCCUCUGGGUGAGCUCCAUCGCUGCAUCCGGGAGGGGGUGAAGGUGAAUGUUCACAUCCGCACUUUCAAGGGACUUCGGGGCGUCUGCACAGGCUUCCUCGUUGCAUUUGACAAAUUCUGGAAUAUGGCACUUACAGAUGUGGAUGAAACCUACCGUAAACCUGUUCUGGGCAAAGCAUACGAACGGGACUCUUCGUUGACUCUUACUAGGCUGUUUGAUCGGCUGAAACUUCAGGAUUCCUCCAAGAAGGAAGCGGAUUCUAAGUCUGCAGUCGAAGACUCCACUCUGUCUAGAUACUCCCAGACCUCCACCUGGAAGGUGGCUUCAGUGUGGGGACAUGGAGACACUGACCGGGGCUCACACAAGCGUUCCCGCUCAGUCCCUUCUUCCCUGCAGGCAUCUGCAAGGGAGGAGUCCAGAUCUGAGCUGUCAGGGAGGACUACACGGACAGAAGGGUCCAGUGUGGGAGGUACCUUUUCCAGGGCCACCACCCUCUCCAGGGGCCAGCCCCGUAAGAAAAAGCGAAAGCCCAAGGUAGAUUACCAGCAGGUAUUCACACGGCACAUCAAUCAGAUUUUCAUUCGAGGCGAGAACGUACUGCUGGUUCAUCUUGCACAGUGACCAGCUCGGCCCCAUGUUGGGUUUUAGUAAUAAAGUGCAUGAAUUGCUCCUACUGUAUCCUAGUAUCCCAAUGAGACUGAGUUGGAAUGAUUCCCUCUGGUCCUGCAUGUGCAGAGGACAGAGCAGGCUCACCCUCUGGAAGAUGAGCUCCAGGGAGGACAGGCUUCGGGAAGAGGGGCCGUUGAACUCAUGCCAUGGGGAAAGGCUUCAUAGGUACGUGCAUCUGACUAGCUGUUGUUGCCUACUUCAGAUUCUCAAGCCUAAUGUAAGCUCUUCCCUCUGUCUCAGGGGUCACGGUAUGAGUGGAAUUCACUCCUCAGAAACUUUAGGACAUGGGAAAGAAUGGUCUCAGUUUUACAAGCUGAGGCCCUAUCAUGGAUUUGAUUCUAAGAGCAGCAGUGUAAACUGCCCUAGAGCCCUCCACCCAUGUCUUGUAACUGUCUCUACACAAUUCUCCCUUGAUCAAGAAAUGAAAUUUAUUGUCCUUGAAUAUCAGCGAGGUCUGGGAAAGCUACCAACUUGUGUAGGAGUGAAAUUUAGAUGGGUGGUUCCGGGCAGCAUCCAGCAGUGGCUGCUCUGCUGUGACCCCUCUCCUCCUGGGAAGGAGUGCGGGCGCUCACUAGUCUUCCCUUCACCAGAGGUGGCCUCUGCACAUGACAUACCAGAUGGGACUAUAACGUGCUUGUGCUUCUUGUCCUCUCUGACUCCAUGGCAUGGUGCUAGUGCAUGUGCUCUGUGGUAUGUGAACUGUCCUCAUGUGCCCUCCAUGUCUGACUUCAGAGAGUUCCAUAUGAGCUCAGUAAUACACGUGCAUAACACAGCUGGCAGUCCCCUUUGCAGGAGGGCUGCUUUUGUGUAGUGUCUCAGAAUUGUUACACCGUGAGAGAGGGGUGGUGCUUUCAUUCUGUGUCAGGCCAAAGAAGUUCCUAGAAAGUUGAGUGGGUGUGUCCUAAAGGGCAUGAGACUGACCGGUAGGCUUGAGUGACAGGAAUGCCGAAGACCGCGGAUGUUCCUACUUGAAUUGUGUCACCAUACGCUUUUCAAUCACAAGUGCAGAAUGGGCUGCAUCUUGACAUAGACUGUUAGACUGCAAUGUUGAUUUUUUGGGUUUUGUUUAUAUUUGCUUUAUCUUAGAUAACUUAUGUUCAAAGUGAGAAUAAGAAAUAGCUCAUUAGUUCAAAUGUAUGAACAGAAAAAUUUCCCUGCUGUGUUUAUUGUAGAAUAUGGAUUGGCCUCCUGAGAAUCAGGCUGGGUAACAUUUAAGGAGCUGAACACUGGCUCCUCUUUUGGCUGGACCACUGCCUCAUCAGACAAUGAAAAGUGGGCAGGUAUAACUCCACUGUGCCUCAGUUUCCCCAUCAGCCACCUACCUCACCGGGGCAUUGUGACAGAACUUAAAGAAGGCAUUUUUUAGCCUCUCAACAUGUUUAAGUGCCGUGAGUAAUUUUUACUAUUUCAUAGUUCUGCAAGAAUUCUCUUUGUCUUUGAGCAAGGCAGGUGCUGUAUAAGAAAGGGGUCUUCCUAGGCAUCUCUCGCCAUGGGCUCGUCACCAUCAUCAGAAGUCAGUGAACACUCAGCAACUGUUUUCCAAUUCCAGUCCUUCACCUGGAGGGUCGGUGGAAGUUCUCAAGAAUACCUCAUUAAGAGGAGUGUGAGGUUUCUUUGUUUUGCUGCUCCCCCUUAUCCCCAGUCCCCACCUUUUUCUUAUAAUUAUCAGAAAGAAUUCCCUUGAUCUUUUCAAGAGAUAGUAUGGCAGUUUCAAAGGAAGAGUGUGCACCUACAAACAGCAUUGUCCCCAAAGGGGAACUUGUGGACUUUGUUUAUUUUCUCUUUGUUUUUAUUUUUAAAUGUGUCUUGCAUUCUAGAGCCAGACCAGGUGCCCUAAAGUUUAGAGAGGCUCUGGGCAGAGUUGCAUUAACAGUUAUUUGUAAUCUGCUGGUCUAAGUGCUCACUGACUCAUGUGUCCCAAAUCACCCAUCAGGUGGAUCAGGCAGUGUUGCCUAUGCCCCCCCCCCCCCCGUGUGGUUGUCCUCCAUCGUCUACUCUGGUGUCCUUUAGCUGAUGCUCUGAUGGAAGCUCUCUUUUCCCAGUAAUGUAGAGAUGAGCAAUCAGAAGGGACAUGAUGAGUGUUGCUCAUUCCAGGGCCUGGGUAGGUCCACCUGAUUUACUUUAUACACGUGCCAGUUUUCAUGUUUGUACGUAGCUUUCACAGAUCACUAUAAGGAUUGAUUUACAAUUUUCCCCUCAAUAUGACAAUUCUGGCUGUGAAACGAUCUUUAAGCCAUCUGUGCUCCAUCACACGAUGUCUUCCAUUAUAUUGGCCAGUUGGACAGUGGUUCUGGAAUGAAUAGGAAAGAAAUGUGCUGUUUUGUACAAAGCAUGAUCAUUAUUUUUAGAGAAAUAAGUUUUUAAAAGUAUUGCCUUUAUUAUUGGAGAAAUUUUCAAAAAUAAAGAAAAAUAAGUCCUAAUAAUAUAUUGCUGCUAAAAAAAAAAUAUUAUUGAAUAGGUCAUUAUAGUAAGUUGCUGUGGUGGCUGGGUGGAGGUUAAGUAACUCAGUGAUAGAGCAUGUGCAUUCAUGAAGCCCUGGGUUCAAGUCCCAGCAUGAAUGAGUGAGUGAAUGAGUGAAUGAGUCAGUCAGUAAAAGCUGCUAUGGAAACGACCGAAGUUUCUCUUAGGAGAAGGAAAGAAUAGGGGAAGUAAUAUUUGCUGUUUGCAUCCUAGAAGACAUCCCUCCAUUCUCCCCCCAUUCUCCCUGCCCCUUACCCAAGGGGGCUCCUCCACAACUAGAAUGCUGGCAAGCUGCUCUCCUGUAUUUUGCAAGGAUUCUGACUUGGGCAAUUUGUUAAGAUUAGUCCUUAUUUUUGAACAAACAGCUUUGAUUGUUUGAAGGAAUCUCUAAACACCCAAAUACAAUACGCAGGACCUCACCAAGAAUGUAGGUAUGUCCUGGCAUUUGUUUGUGCUCAACUUGCAAGAGGUGGUGGAAGUGUUGACUAGCAUACCCCGACCCCCUGGGGAAAGUCAUACACUGCAAAAGCUUAGGGGAGGAGUCGGCAGUGUCUAAAUCUGGUCCUGGGAACUUUUUUUUUUUUAAGUAUUAAGUGGGUGAUUUAAGCAUUAAAUGUGUGAUUUCAGUGUGGGAGUCAGGGUUCUCCUUGCUCUGUUAGGUGAUUUAGAAAUGGAAGCUAUCUCUCAGCCAGAGCGAUGCCACAUGCCGUUCCUUGUCCACAGAAGGGACCCUGUGUACUCCACUGACAGUGCAGCAUCCCCUUAGGUUGUUUUAGUUGGAAGCCCAGGCUUGCUCUCGUAGGCCCACAGGCAGGCCACUUCUGAAAUGAUUCACCAGUUAUCAGUAUCUGAGGCACUGGAGCACUUGGCACCUUGUUCUCUGUGCCUGGUGCACACCAAGGCAGAGAGCAUUAAGGUGUGGGUGCAUGUGAACCCUGGAUGCGAGCUGCUGGAGGGGCAGGAGCAGCCCAGGCUGUCCUCACUCAGAAAGAAUCCACCGUCAGAGAUGGACAGGUCGUGAGCCCUGAGCUGUCUCAGCCUCAUGAGCUUUCUAGAGAUCUGUAGACACAUUCCCUUUGAGACAAAGAAACGGAGACCUAACGUGGUGCAAAGUGGAUGUCUGUAUUCUACUUGCUCUCUGUGACAACCAACUGAGGCAGAGUCAUUAAAUGCAAUUGGUUCUGUAAAUUGCAUCUUUAAAUGUCCUCUAGAUUUGAGGGGGAGGGGGCAGGGUCUCCCUGUAGCCCCAGCUGGCCUGGACUUGCUAUGGAGACCAGGUUGACCUCAAUCUCGCAGAGAUCUGUGUGUACCAUCAUGCCUGGCAGGUUCUCUAUAUUUUGCCUUUAGGAAGAAAGUUAAAAUUAUUCAAAGACAGCUAGCUGUCAUUGGUGCUGCCCCAAACUUUCAGUUGUGUGUGUUUAUGAAUGAUGGCUGCUAUGGGAAAGUCUGGUUCAGAGGGAGUAUGAUGGUAUACAUAGAGUAGUUUGGCAGCUGUUUUAAUUCUUUUCCUGCACCACAUCUAGAAUGCAGCCAGCUGCAUUUCAUGACUCAGAUCACCUGUCCCUCAUGAAGGCUUUUUGUGCUGCAAAGCAGAGAUAUCUUACCUGGCCUGUGUGAUAGAGGCAGGAGUCUGUCAUAACCUUUUGGCAAAUUGGUGGAUUUAUGAUAAACCUUUGGGGUUUCUGGGUGCUGAAGAAGGGUUGUGCCUCCUUAACUCUCAGUGUUUUGAGUGCUUUUAAAUGCUUUCAAAUUCUCUUGCUCUCUCAAGAAAUGGCUUUGGAUGGUUGGAAGAUCUAGGAAAAGAAAAUCAGUACACCGAGACCUUGAGUUGGUUUUUCAUUUAUUUAGAAUACAAAGUAGUUUGACAAGCUACCGGAGUUGAUGCUUCUUUCAGAGCUCUCUGAAGGCAUGGGGCCGUGUCUUGGGGAAGAUGCAGAAGGGAUUCCCAGUGCAGCACAGUUGCUUUUGAUUCUUAGUCUUUUGGAGCAAAUGUCAUGCUACCUCUGAUGUUAUAUUUUCAAAGCUGUGAGAAAAAUGUCUGAAAAUUUCAGGGAUAUUAUUUCAACAGUGGUGAGCUGGCUGCCUUUGUGCAGCUGGGCUCCCUAGCAGCUGAUCACCUUUUUCUGUUGUCCUGACUGUAAAGCAGACGGUAAGCUAUGCCCUAAAAGCUGGUCUGCCAGUUCACCCUGUAAUUCCAGCACUUGGAGACUUGAGGCAGGAGGAUGACUGUGUGUUCCAGGCCAGCUAGGGCUACAGAGUGAGACUCUGUCUCAUAAAAAAACAAAACAAAACUACAACAACUGAAAAAGCGAUUUGCUUAUUCCAAACUGACAUUCAAAGACGUCGGCCUAUUGGCAGCUGUAACCCUCUGUACCAGGACUGUUGGUGUGUUUUCAGACAAGGCUAAAGCUGGAUGACUGUUUAUAGUUUGAGUAUUCCUGUACCAACUGCUAAAAGGAAAACCACAACUAUCAUUGUCACGUUUCUCCUUAUUGUUAACAGGGCUCUUCCUGCUUGGGGGGAGGAGAGACUGCUGCUAGUGACUUCAGUUUGCAAUGUUCUGCUCUAGGUACGUGUCAAAUGGGAGUCUGGAAACUAAUAAAUAUGAUUGUAUUCA
This is a messenger RNA of Nannospalax galili (Upper Galilee mountains blind mole rat), 6171 nucleotides long. It is a transcript of the gene Lsm11, whose product is annotated as LSM11, U7 small nuclear RNA associated. Gene Ontology annotation, cellular component: U7 snRNP. NCBI's taxonomy places the organism in Eukaryota, Metazoa, Chordata, Mammalia, Rodentia, Spalacidae. The record is from RefSeq and is a predicted model, not a curated record. Gene Ontology annotation, molecular function: U7 snRNA binding. Gene Ontology annotation, biological process: mRNA 3'-end processing by stem-loop binding and cleavage.